This is a messenger RNA of Desarmillaria tabescens, 2587 nucleotides long. RefSeq lists its product as uncharacterized. Lineage: Eukaryota; Fungi; Basidiomycota; Agaricomycetes; Agaricales; Physalacriaceae. The coding region runs from base 344 to 2275 and encodes 643 amino acids. The transcript has 13 exons. The record is from RefSeq and is a predicted model, not a curated record. Gene Ontology annotation, molecular function: protein binding.
UACUUUAUGAUAUCGUUCACAUGACCAUGUGCCGCUGCUCGGUUGCACCGGAUUAUUGUCAAUUCCUUACUGCUAGGAGCCGGUCAAAUGCUGUUGUUGCGCGUCUGUACUUUCCCUUGGCAUAAUGGGUGUGCCGUUCUGGGUGUAGCGGAACUCAAAACAAGUACGAAUGCCGACCGGAUGCCUUUCUGCUGUAAAAUCAUCAACCACACUAUCAGAGAACUCUAUCUUCCCAUCUGAAUUAUCAAGCAAUGCUGUUAAUCUUCGCUGCACACAAAAACGUGUCUUUGGAACCUUCAAAUGCCUCUCAACAGCCUGAAAUCCUCGUUGACCUUCUUCCACCAUGUCUGCCUUUCACUCGACCCUACGAACGCGUUGCCAAAGGAUAUUCCGACGACAUACUUGUGAAUCUAUUUCCUCUCCCGAUGGCGUCAAUCAGGACGGCAACGAAAUGCAGAGCAGAGAAACUGCUGUGGCUAAGCGGGUCAUCGCAAUACCAUCGGCGCCUGUUAUAUCACUGCCAGACCUCCGACCAUCAUGCACUACGUUAACCUCGACGAUUGUCCAGUCAGACGUCGCGGUACCUGAAAGCUCUUGUGCCGAUCCAUCAACUUUUGUGAAUGCUCAUUCCGAUGUGACCAACAUUGAAGAUCGGAGUGCUGUCACCGACUCAGUUUUCUCGGGAUACCGGGAAGAAAUCUUUGAGGAGGCAGUUCCUUCUCGUAUGGGCCAUCAUGACAGAGAAUACAACAUUCCGAAUGAGCCCUCGACAUUCACCAUCCCGCCCAUGUUCACCGAUUUCGAAGGAACUAAAGGCUCAAGUGAAGCCCAGCUACCAUCCGGAUGGAAGGAAUGUACACAUUCGGAUGGUAAAGUUUAUUUUUGGCAUGACGGAUAUAGGACCAUAACCGAAGAGUGGAUAUAUAACGACGAAUUUAGAAAUAUGGUUACAAAGUGGGCCUCGAUACUUAACACUGGCUUUUCCAGGCUUCCGAAUUCAGUCAAGGAUUGGCAUUUGGUCAUCAGAAUAUUGGAAUAUUCCGAACCGGCUUGGGACGAUGAUGAUUGCUAUCGAUGCCAAUAUUAUUUCGUCAAUCAUGACAAUGAAUCUCUUUUUUGGCUCUCAGAAUUCAACAUCGACGAGCACCUGACAGCAAUUAGAGGACCAGUCAGACUUUCUCAGAUUCUCCAUUUUCUCCGACAAGAGUAUUGGCAUCACAUGUAUCUAUUUGCUGAUACUCAUCCUUUAUCUGAUGAGCAGUGGAAGGUCGCCAAUCGCGAGGUUGUCCUUGCGUACGCAGACGUGACUAUGUCGAAAACCUCAACUGUAGCCUACUCUGCUGUAGAGCUGGAAGCCAUGAUGAAGAUUCUGAACCAAGCUGAAAAAACGGACGCACCAGAAGCCGCAGCCACUAUUAUGAGAAGCUUACUGGGUACUCAGUUCCUGAAUUACCAUGGCCAGCGUAGCGCUCGAACAAAUCGUGGAGAAUCUGUGUUUGGAGAUGAUCCUGCCCAAGCCAAGUGUACCCUUCUUUUCAAGCUGCUUACUCCGUUCUUGUUUUACGCUCCCAUCGUUCAUCUCGAGGCACUCAACAAGUAUUGGGUCGAUGGACUUGCCAUAAAGGACCAGUGGAUUAUUCUCAUCGAGAGAUGCACUGAGGAAUGGAAGAAUCAUACAGUAUUUGCCACGAUCCUUCUGAAUGCAAAUGUAGCGUUCUUGGCUAUACCAUCAGUGGAUGAAUCUAUGCAGAGAUACCGUGGCUCCGUGACACAGGUUCUGAGCUCCUUGUCUGUUAUUAGCAGUCUAAGCAGCAUUCUCGUCGGACUUUUGAUGGGACGUUACCACCGCACGAAAAUACAUUUUACCAUCGAAGACAUCAAUGUCUAUUUGAUGAAGCACUAUAGCGAUGAUUCGAAGCGGGGAUUUGAGUGGUUGGCUAUUAUCUAUAGCAUUCCUUAUGCUCUCUUGAUGUGGUCGAUGGUAAUGUUCCUAGGCGCCUUCUUCUCAAUGUGUUGGGAGUCCCCAACUCGAUCGGUGCGCAUAUCCGUGGUUAUUGGAUUUGCUCUCGCUUUCUCCAUUAGUACGCUCUGCAUAUUUCGCUUUUGGGAGGGUGACCAGUGGACAACUUGGGCAUUCGGGAGGCUGAGACGAUGUUGGGAGCACCGGCAAGUUGAAGGAGAUGAAUUAUCAGUCUUAGGGCGUAUACACCUAAGACUGGCCAGUAUAUGGCGAAAUAAGUGGAAGCGAGGUUCUGAUCCGGGCCUGCCAGUGUAAUCAUAUAAGUAAAUACGUAUUUGUAGUUUUCGUCCAGCAUAUUAUUACUUCUUUUCGCACACAUUCUCUACAAGGGAAUAUUUACGGCCAGGGGCAUGGAAUACCAAUCCGCGCUUUUGAGUAAAAUGCUCCACAUCGAAUUCUCCAUAUCCAGACGAGCCACUGUUUGUCGAGAUGAACGAAUGCACAUGCCAAAAGGUGUGUCUUACCCUAAUCCAUAGGGACCAAAGAAACGUUCGCUGUGAAAAGUACUUCCGUUGAUGUUUGUAAACCCUUUGGCAAUCGUCAGAAUUCGGUAAUCGCUCGAGAGGA